This is a messenger RNA of Ooceraea biroi (clonal raider ant), 3163 nucleotides long. It is a transcript of the gene ABCD, whose product is annotated as ATP binding cassette subfamily D. Lineage: Eukaryota; Metazoa; Arthropoda; Insecta; Hymenoptera; Formicidae. The record is from RefSeq and is a predicted model, not a curated record. Gene Ontology annotation, biological process: fatty acid beta-oxidation; very long-chain fatty acid catabolic process; peroxisome organization. Gene Ontology annotation, cellular component: peroxisomal membrane. Gene Ontology annotation, molecular function: ATP binding; long-chain fatty acid transmembrane transporter activity; ABC-type transporter activity.
CAACAGUAACCAACGCUCAGUCGCCAGCUGGUGGCCGACCAGGGCGGUCACGUGUGUCUGCGCGUCGCGUAACCACGUGCGUGUGUGUGUGUGCUCCGUCGGGGAAGCGGUGCAUUCUCGGGGGCCUGUGCCCCAAAAAUACCGUGGACCGCGCAACGCGCAACGACGCGCAGAAGUGCGCGGCCGAGUGCGGAGCGGUGAUCGUCGCCGUCGUCGCCUACGUGGUUCUCGUGGCAAUCUCGUGAGAGAAUGGCCGUUGCUGGCUGGCAAAAUUCGCUAAUAGUACCCCCCCGGUAACCCCCCCGUUGCGUGGGAGCACAAAGGCAGGCGAAGAGGAAGAAUGUCGUCGGUGUUCUCGAAGCUGAUCGACGGCGCGUCCGCGCGCUACGGCGUGCGCCAGGAGACAUUGACGCGUGGCGUCGCCGGAGCCGCCACGGCGCUCUACCUGCUCAAGCUCACGUACCCGCACAUUGUCAGCCACGUUCUGAAGCGGUCGUCCAAAAAGAAGCAUCACCAUCCGGAUCACAAUGAGAACACCGUCCUCCCGAGAAACGAGGACAGGAGUCCCGACAAGGCGAAAAACAGUGCCGGGUCACCGAACGACGCAGGGAAGAACGGACUGUCGGUCGGACUGGACCGCAACUUCCUGCGACAGCUGAUCAUGCUGCUGAGGAUCAUGGUGCCGCGCUGGAGAAGCCGCGAGGCGGGCCUGCUGGCGUGCGCGACGCUGACGCUGCUGGCGAGGACCUUCCUCUCGGUGUACGUGGCCGAGCUGGAGGGCCAGAUCGUCAAGAGGAUCGUGCUGCGCGACGUGCGCGGCUUCGGGCUGAUGCUCGCGCGAUGGUUCGCCAUCGCUCUGCCCGCGACCUUCGUCAACUCCGUGAUCAGAUACCUCGAGGGCCGACUGGCGCUUAGCUUUAGGGAACGUCUGGUGAAGCACGCUUACAAGAUGUACCUGAGUCAGCAAACUUAUUAUAGAGUAUCAGCUUUAGAUACGAGGCUCGGCGGUGCCGAGCAAAGACUGACGGAUGACCUGUCCGAGCUAGCCAGUUCCGUAGCACAUCUAUACUCUAGUUUAACUAAACCGCUGCUAGACUGUGCCUUAGUUGGGAUUGCGCUUAUUUCAUUCUCACAUAAAAUGGGGGCAAAAACAAUACCAGGUAAUUUAUCAGGACCAUUACUAGCAGCAGCAGUAAUUACUUUAACUGGCCAAGUUUUACGUCUCGCAUCGCCGAAAUUUGGCCAAUUAGUUGCGGAGGAAGCAACGCGGCGUGGAAAGUUGCGAGAAGCUCAUGCCCGUAUUAGCGCUCAUGCUGAAGAAAUCGCGUUCUACGGGGGCCAUGAUACCGAGCAUCGCUAUUUGAAUACCGCUUAUAAGUCUUUGGUGACACACUUGCAGCGUAUCCUCGCCGUGAAGCUAUGGUACGUGAUGCUGGAGCAAUUCCUCAUGAAGUACGUGUGGUCCGGGACCGGGCUUUUCGUUAUCGCCAUGCCGUUGCUCUACAACACAACUGCGUCAUCGAAAGGAACGAUUAACUCAGACGGUGAUGGUGGCGUGAGUGAGCGAACGAGAUAUCUGACUACUUCAAAAAACCUCUUAAGCUCCGGAGCGGAUGCUGUCGAGCGACUGAUGUCAUCUUACAAAGAAUUAGUUGCCCUGGCCGGAUACGCGGCGCGCGUUAGCGAAAUGCUGGACGUUUUCAAGGAUUCUGCGCUUUGUAAGUACAAGAGAAACGUCGUCAGUAGCAGUCCUUCGAAAACUCUUAUGAACGGUAAUGCACAACAAUACGUAGAAAAAAUCAUUGAGUUCGAUAAUGGUACUCCAGUGAUAAAAGGAGUUGUCGAGGAAAGCACGGAUGGCAGCAUAAGUUUAGUUAACGUGCCGAUUGUUACGCCUAAUUGCGAGAUUAUCGUGCAUAGUUUAACAAUCAACAUAAAACCAGGUGACCAUCUCCUGAUCACCGGGCCAAACGGCUGCGGCAAGAGCUCCCUCUUCCGCAUUAUAUCCGGUCUUUGGCCUGUUUAUGACGGAACUCUCAUCAGACCAGCGGAGAGGAGUUCCUUUGAACAUGGUAGGCCCGCACUAUUCUAUAUCCCACAGAAGCCCUACAUGACCGUAGGUUGUCUUCGAGACCAGAUCAUCUAUCCGUCACACACGAGACGGGAAAACUACUCGGAUGAAGAACUCCUGCAGUUGUUGGACGACGUGGACUUGCGAAGUAUCGUGGAAAGAGAACCGGAAGGUUUCGACGCCCUUGGAGACUGGGACUCGACUCUGUCGGGUGGCGAGAAACAACGACUCGCCAUGACUCGUCUGUUCUAUCAUGCCCCGCAGUACGCUUUGUUAGACGAGUGCACGAGCGCCGUCAGCCUCGAAGCUGAAGGGAUAAUGUACGAAACCGCAAAGAAGAAGGGCAUCACCCUGUUAACUAUCACUCACCGAGUGGCGUCACUCGCCAAGUAUCACAAGCUGUUGCUGAGAUUUGACGGAGAGGGCGGGUGGACCUUUGGACCGCUCGACAUAGAUGGGUUAUCAAUAUCAUCGAGUCGGGAAGUAAAUAAAGAAGAGGAAGAGUGCGAAGAGGCGAAAACAAUCCACUAUCAAAUGCUACAUGAAUUGCGUGAUAUACAUCCUGGGGACACUUACGUAGGAAUUAGUUGAAAAUUCUGCACUCUAUGGGAUUUUAUAAUAUAUAAAAGAUAUUAUAGAUAUCUUUAUAUACAUAUAGGCAACAAUACAAAUACGAAAUAUAUCCUUAUAUUACAUCUCGUAUCUGUUUCAUAUACAGAAUAGCAUACGUUUUCUGUUAUCCUAUCGCAUAUUCUGUAUUACAUAAAAUAUGAAACAGAUACGAGAGAUAUAUUAUAAUACAAAAUAAUAAAUAGAUAAAUUAUCGUGUACAUACAUUUUAGGGUUGCGGACCAUACAAGAAGCUUGGAAAUUAAUUGUAUACAAGUUUUUAGAAAAAAAUGUAUGCAAUGGACAUUGACAGUAAAUUCUUUAAACAGAAAGCAUCAUAGUCAUACAGGAAAGACGCUUACAUCGACUUUCCGUCAGCUCUGACAAUACUACAAACUAUUUAUACACUUUGUUGAAUAAUAAAAUAAGAGAAAUAUGUAUUGUGAUAAAAAAAAAUUUUUUUGAAAAAAACUUAUUCACCAA